Adineta steineri is the source of this 1137-nucleotide messenger RNA. Lineage: Eukaryota; Metazoa; Rotifera; Eurotatoria; Adinetida; Adinetidae. The record is from the annotation of a GenBank genome assembly.
AUGGCGGAAACGAGUUGUGACUUUGAAUUUAUGGAAUAUAUAAACGAGAGCUCUGUCGAUCCAAAUUUAAUUUGUGGUAUUUGUCAUAAACCAUUCAAGGAUCCAGUUUGUACAAAGUGUGAUCAUACAUAUGGUCGUGAAUGUAUUACACAUUGGCUUACGAAUAAUGUGGAAAAUUUUUGUCCAGUAUGUUUAAGUCAACCUUUAUUGGUUAAGGAUCUUACACAAGCUAGUCGUCCGUUACGUUGUAUGCUCGAUCAACUUCGAGUUCGAUGUACACUAUGUAACCGAGCUGAUUUACAACGUGGAAAUUUUCUUGAGCAUUUAAAUAAGGCUUGUCCAAAUGCUACAGUUCCAUGUCAAGCCGUUGACGUAAAAUGUCCUUGGAAAGGAAGACGUGAUGAAUUAGAUAAUCAUGUAUCAACAUGCGUUUUUGAGACAUUACGCCCAAUAUUGGCCUCAAUGAUCGCUGAAAAUCAACAGCUUAUGAAACAGGUUCAAAAACACGACGACGAAAUUAAGGAACUAAAAAGUAAAAUGUCUCAAGGAGCCACUGCAGCGGCAGGAGAUUCUGACAAUGAAAGCGACACGGUAUCAGUCUCAGGAUUUUCUGUUGAUGGUAGCACUCAAAAAGAAGAAGACGCGAUAUUUAUCAGAAAUUUACCUGCUACCAUCAAAUUUAACGAUUUAUUUGAUUACUUUUCAAAAGUUGGACGUAUCAAGUAUGACGUAAGAAGACAAAAAGUUGGUGUAUUUAUUUUCAAGAAUCCAACCAAUAAGGACGGACGAUGUGCAGCAAAAGUGAUUUAUGUUGACAAAGAAUCGGCCGCCGCUGCAGUUGCAGAAUAUAAUCAAAGACAUGUUCCACAAUGGAAUACACAUCUUCAAGUAAGUAUAUCAAAUCCAAAAAAGAGUACCAUAAGAGAUCCUGAAAAAGCCAAUAAAGGAGAAAAUACUGGUAUGCAUCAUGAAGCUAAACCGAAGGCAGAGGGUGAAAAAGCUUCAAAUCAAAGCUCAAAUGCUACCAACAAUGCUCCUAGACCAGAAUCAUCAGACGAACAAAAUAAAGAAUUCAUGAAUAAGAAUAGACGGCGCCCACCGCAUCAUCCUAAACAUGCAGAUAAAUCAACAAAUUAA